AUGUCGAGCAUCCGGUCUCUCUAUGCCUCCGACGGCGGUCACCUCGGGGGUAACAUGGACGUAGAUUAUGUCGUCCAGUACAAGGUUUCCAGCGACAAAGCUGAGGCCGCAGCUGGCUUCACCCAGCUAAUUGAAGCCCUCACUAGGGUUGGGCUCGCUUCAGAAGUUCGAUACGGCGACGGCUCUUCCUUAUUGGUCUUUCUUAAAGUGGCAUCUGAGAAACAUCUAACCAAUCAUAUUUAUCGCGAACGUGUUCAAGAUUGGCUGUACGGCGUGCGAAUUACUACUCCCAAUAAGGACGUGGCUAAAGAAUUCGCCGACCAGCCUGCCACCGAAGCUGAGAGGCUUCGUACCGUUUACUUGCUGAUCACGAAGCCCAAGAACGAAGGUGGUGCGGGUAUUGCGCCCAAGGUUGGCAGGUGGAAGGACGUGGAAUCUAUCUUCCCACUUCAUAAUCACGCCUUCAACCGACAAUGGAUCAAGCAAUGGAGUACCAAGUACUUCCUGGACGACCAGGAUCUCGACCAGAUUCGCGAUAAGUUCGGCGAAAGCGUUGCUUUCUACUUUGCGUUUAUGCAAUCCUAUUUCGCAUUUCUAAUAUUCCCAGCGGCAUUCGGAUUCGGCGCUUGGCUUAUUCUUGGUCAAUAUUCGUGGUUUUAUGCCAUUAUUAGCUCCCUCUGGUCUAUCACCUUUUUUGAAUGGUGGAAAAAGAAGGAGGUCGAUCUCGCUGUCCAAUGGGGCGUUCGUGGAGUAUCUCGGAUCCAACGUCCCCGAACACAGUUUAAAUGGGAGCAUGAGGCUAUAGAUCCUGUCACUGGCGAAGCUGUGAAAGUCUACCCUCCGAUGAAGAGGUUGCAGACGCAGCUGUUACAGAUCCCAUUUGCAUUUGGCUGUCUGGCUAUACUUGGGGCUCUCUAUGUCUUCUGUUUCUCUAUCGAGAUCUUCCUCACCGAAAUCUAUAACGGCCCAUUCAAAUCUUACCUGACUUUCACACCUACAAUAAUACUCACGGGAUUACUGCCAGCACUGUCAACUAUUCUUAGUAGUUUUGCAGAGAAGCUCACUGACAUGGAAAAUUAUGAGACGAUAGACAAUCAUCAUGCCGCUCUCGUUCGAAAGUUAUUCAUCAUUAACUUUAUCACCUCUUAUACUCCCCUUUUCUUGAGUGCAUUUGUUUACAUGCCCUUCGGGAAUCUUCUCGUGCCAUAUUUGGAUAUUUUUAAGAUUACCGCCGAGCAAUUCUCCAGCAAGGAGUCGAUCACUACUCAGGGCUUUCAGAUCAAUCCUGAUCGUUUAAAGAAGCAGAUGAUAUAUUUCACGGUGACAGCGCAAAUUGUGAACUUCGCGCUCGAAGCUGUUGUUCCCUACGUGAAGCGCAAGGCAUUCAAGGAAGUCGAGAGAGUUCAAUCCAAGGGUAAGGUCUCAGUGUCCAGCGACGUCCCCGAAGAACACGAGUUCCUUGAAAGAGUUCGUAACGAGGCUCAACUUGACAUAUACGACGUUACUGUCGAUUACAGAGAGAUGGUUGUUCAAUUUGGUUACCUAUCACUCUUCUCUGCGAUUUGGCCACUUACGCCGCUUUGCUUCUUAAUCAAUAACUGGGUUGAGCUCCGAUCAGACGCUAUGAAAAUCGCGGUUAACAGCAAGAGGCCCAUUCCUUGGAGAGACGACUCAAUCGGACCAUGGCUUAAUGCACUCGGCUUCUUAUCUUGGUUUGGAAGCCUUGUAAGCUCCGCAAUCGUGUAUCUCUUUAGUGGUGAUUCCGAGGGCCCCAGCGGCGACCCGUCCAACAUUGUUGCUUGGGGUCUUUUAUUAAGCAUCCUCCUUUCCGAACAUGUGUACUUGACGGCGCAAUUUGUAGUUCGGUACGCGUUAAAGCAGAUGGAUUCGCCUGGGCUUCAAAAGGAGCGAGCCGAACGCUUUGCUAUAAGGAAACAGGUGUUAGAGGAGAGCUUGGGGCCUGAAGCUACAGAGAAACCCCUGCCUCCCACACCACGAGUUGGGGAAAAGAUUACCCGGGAGUCUUUAGAGGACCAAGCUCGCGAGAUAUCCACUCACGGUGGAGGAACCCCUGAACAACUAUUCUGGCUACGACAGCAAGGAAUGGAUGAAACGAUUCAAAUAGGUCGUACCCUAAUUUCACAGGGGAAAGCGGCCAAGAAUUAG
This is a messenger RNA of Daldinia childiae, 2166 nucleotides long. RefSeq lists its product as uncharacterized. Bases 1 to 2166 code for a protein of 721 amino acids. Gene Ontology annotation, cellular component: cortical endoplasmic reticulum. Gene Ontology annotation, biological process: chloride transmembrane transport. NCBI's taxonomy places the organism in Eukaryota, Fungi, Ascomycota, Sordariomycetes, Xylariales, Hypoxylaceae. The record is from RefSeq and is a predicted model, not a curated record. Gene Ontology annotation, molecular function: chloride channel activity. The transcript is spliced from 4 exons.